AUGGGUCUAGCAAACUCAGAUCCUCGCGAACUCACCCAGGCCGGUCCUCACACUGGCCGCUAUCUGCACGGGAAUUCUUUCCGAAAUAGAAAGAUUGUUCUGAGCAAGAAGCUGCUCGAGGCAAACGAGCUUACUCCCGUCACACUUGUGCGGAGCUCGGACAUGACCUCCCGCUUCCUCGAAGAAGUCCAUGCCGCAUCGAGACGAACGGUGGAGAACCAAGUCUCUCUGCUCCUCCUGGUAUUCUGUCACAGUAAAGGCAACUGGGAAUUUCUGCUUGACAGCGGCAACAAGGAGGAGGGCCUUUCGGUCGCUCAGCUCCGGGGUGCCAUCGCGAAAAACUGUCACGCGACUCUGUACUCGACAGCAUGUUACUCCGGCGGGUGGGUCGUGAGAGAUCUGACCCAUUCAGGACACAUUCCUGUGGACGAUAAUAUGCCGGCUACCUCUAAGCCGAAGGCCUUGUUCGAUGCCUGGCAAAAUUCACCUUCUAUCAUCCCUGCCUGCGGAUCCAUCUUCGCCAAUGCAGUCAUCGACACACUUGCAUCCUCAACGAGCCCGCUUCUCGAAAGUGGCGAUCGUGAUGGUGAGCUGAGCGUCGACAAGGAGGAUGGGCAACAGUCAGAAGCGUACCAGAGCUUUUGUCACUCCGUCCUCGAUGUUGGCUCAGGUCACAGCCGUUACUUCGCUCAUCUGACGUCAUUAACAUUCGACGCCCUAAAUGGUCAGUGGGAUAGGAGCUGGAAUCAGUGGUCCGGCAUCCCCUUGGUAUACUUUAAAGAGCGAUGGAACUCCCUCGUUACAGUACAAUCUCACUUUAAAACACCAGAAACCGACCAUCUGAAAAUGCUGCCUGAAAAUCUGGACCCGAGCAAUCCGCCCUUUUCGGAAUCAGCCGCUGUUCCACGUAUGGCCGGGCACGUGGAAGUCAUCAGGUCAGAGCUGAUGCGCGACCAGACCGAUAAGAAAAACUCCGGCUGGGGACCGCUCACGCGCGGCUGUCUCCGAGCAUUCAUCAAAGGGAACAAGGCCCCAGACCCGGACAUAGACGUUGCCGCGAUGAUGGCAUUCCGUUGGGAGGUGAGCCUUUUGGCAGACUACAUGGUCCGCUAUUUCAACCUGGCGGCACCGAACAACGAGCCUUGCAUCAUGUGGGACAGCGCCGCGUGGAGAUGUAAGGCGCCGACCAUCAUACCGGAUUACGAUGAAGGGCACGAGGACGCCUGGAGCGCUCUCAGGAACGCCGCGGUCGAAGCUGACCCGUCCGAUGUCCAGGGUUCCCCCUUCGGUUGA
Molecule: messenger RNA, 1293 nt
Organism: Colletotrichum higginsianum IMI 349063
Lineage: Eukaryota; Fungi; Ascomycota; Sordariomycetes; Glomerellales; Glomerellaceae
Exons: 3
Coding region: 1-1293 (430 amino acids)
Source: RefSeq, a predicted model, not a curated record